Molecule: messenger RNA, 1166 nt
Organism: Corylus avellana
Lineage: Eukaryota; Viridiplantae; Streptophyta; Magnoliopsida; Fagales; Betulaceae
Product: CASP-like protein 4A3
Source: RefSeq, a predicted model, not a curated record
CUUCUCUCUCUCUUUCGCUUUCUCUUUUUCCGAGUUCGCAAACAGAUUUCUUUUCUCGCUCCAUAUAGUCCGAGAAAGCAAAAGAAAGUGAAAUGGAAGCUCAGACCCAAACCCAAACCCAGCAACGCCAACCCAACAAAGAAACUAUGAAGAAAUCGUCUUCGAGGAGCUCCGACUGUUCGUCGACUCACAUGGAGUCGCCGCACUCUCCGCUCCGCUUCCACUCGCCGCUGCGAUCCGAGCUCGGCGACCCGCCGGAGACCCCGCCCUACGAGUCGCCGGAGAAUUCGCUGGAGAAGCCCGUCGAAUACUCCAGGGCGAUCGUAGCCGUCGAUAGGUUCACCCAGUACUCACCGCUUCCGUCGCCGGCGGACCGCCAGAAACCGCCGGAGAGCGCGAAGUUACCUUCUCCGGUGGUGGUGUUCAACCGGUCGAGGAGAGAGGACGCGCCUCCGUCAGUGACGAAGGUGGGGCCGAGCGUCGGCGAGGAAGGCCGGGGAACGGGGAUGAUGGCGUCGAAUCAGAGGAUCAGGUCGAAGAGGGAGGAGACGGACCAGAUGAUGAAUAAGGCUGCGCUAGGGUUUAGGCUCAGCGAGUUUGUGCUCUGCUUGGUUUCCUUUGCGGUCAUGGCCGCCGAUAAAACACAGGGUUGGAGCGGCGACUCCUUUGACCGCUACAAGGAGUACAGGUAUUGUUUAUCAGUGAAUGUUAUCGCAUUUGUGUAUUCGGGGUUUCAAGCGUUUGAUCUAUCUCUCCUUCUGAUCACCAAGCAUAAUUUGAUCGUCCACUCCCUACGCUUUCACUUUGAUUUCUUCAUGGAUCAGAUACUGGCAUAUCUUCUCAUAUCAGCAUCCUCAUCAGCUGCCACCCGGGUUGAUGAUUGGCAGUCAAACUGGGGGAAAGACGAGUUCACAGAGAUGGCUAGUGCGUCUGUCGGGAUAGCCUUCCUGGCAUUUGUUGCCUUCGCCUUUAGUUCCCUCAUUUCUGGUCACAACCUGUGUACACGCGGAUCUAAAUGAUCUUGGAACCAGGUUUAUGUUAUUAAGUUUUGUUUUGUGGUGUGAAUUAUUAAAUAGAAUAUUACAUACUUUCUAUGUGUACAGAGACAGAUUCAAUAUAAUUUAUUUCUUUCUCAAUAAGAUAAAAUAACAAAGUUUUUCACCAAA